CUUCUUCCCGAGACCUGGGCCUGAAGAUGGCGGAGAAAACUCAAAAGAGUGUGAAGAUCGCCCCUGGAGCUGUGGUGUGUGUGGAGAGUGAGAACAGAGGCGAUGUGACCAUAGGCCCUCGGACGGUGAUCCACCCCAAAGCACGGAUCAUUGUGGAGGCCGGGCCGAUAAUCAUCGGAGAGGGAAACCUGAUAGAAGAGCAGGCCCUCAUCAUCAACGCUCAUACGGAUAAUAUCAUCCCAGACACUGAAGAGCCGGAACCCAAGCCUAUGAUCAUUGGCAACAACAACGUGUUUGAAGUUGGCUGUCAUUCCCAAGCAAUGAAAAUAGGAGAUAAUAAUGUCAUUGAGUCAAAAGCAUCCAUAGGCAGAAAUGUCAUCUUGACCAGCGGUUGCAUCAUCGGGGCUUGCUGCAACCUAAACACUUUUGAAGUCAUUCCUGAGAACUCGGUGAUCUACAGUGCGGACUGCCUGCGAAGGGUACAGACGGAGCGGCCUCAGCCCCAGACACUGCAGCUGGAUUUCUUGAUGAAAAUCUUGCCCAAUUACCACCACCUAAAGAAGACAACGAAGGGAGCCUCGACUCCGGUUAAGAAUUAAGCAGUUGUCGAAGU
Molecule: messenger RNA, 613 nt
Organism: Peromyscus leucopus (white-footed mouse)
Lineage: Eukaryota; Metazoa; Chordata; Mammalia; Rodentia; Cricetidae
Product: dynactin subunit 6-like
Exons: 2
Coding region: 27-599 (190 amino acids)
Biological process (GO): mitotic spindle organization
Cellular component (GO): dynactin complex
Molecular function (GO): dynein complex binding
Source: RefSeq, a predicted model, not a curated record